This is a messenger RNA of Echinostoma caproni, 345 nucleotides long. Lineage: Eukaryota; Metazoa; Platyhelminthes; Trematoda; Plagiorchiida; Echinostomatidae. The record is from the annotation of a GenBank genome assembly.
AUGGUCCGGGUUGAAGGCAUACUUGACGGCGAGAUCACGGCCGAUACGUUCAUCCAGCUACGUCGGUGUCUGUGCAACGAUGGACUUCCGAUUGAACACCUUCAACGAUUCCAAGCAAGACGACAGUUACCCGGAGAACAGUGGCCAUCGUUCAUCCUCGAACUUCGUCAUUUGGCAGAGGACGCGUUCCCCGAAUUACCGGUGGCAGAUCGCGAGGGUCAAUCGUGCAUCGGCACGAGAGACGGUUUCUUGCAACGAAAAUUUCUAAAGCAACGCCCUACCUCCGUCGCGGAAGCCAUGGAAACUGCCCGCAGGGUGUCCCAGAUCAAAGCAAUGGUUCGGUAG